This is a messenger RNA of Peromyscus californicus insignis, 1769 nucleotides long. RefSeq names its product lymphocyte expansion molecule (gene Cimap2). The record is from RefSeq and is a predicted model, not a curated record. The coding region runs from base 1 to 1233 and encodes 410 amino acids. Lineage: Eukaryota; Metazoa; Chordata; Mammalia; Rodentia; Cricetidae. The transcript has 10 exons.
AUGCCCCCCUCGCGCAACACCAUGUCCACCACCACCCCGAAGUGGUUCAAAGGGGCGCCCUUCGGGGUGCAGAGUCACAGGUUUGAUGUCUCUUCUGUUUAUCCCAACAAGAAGAAGUUAAGCACCUUCACAGAGGCCCCGUACUCCAGGCAUCAUUCUGUGGAACAGGCCCAUAUAGGACCUGGGACCUAUAACUCCAAGGAUACGUGCUUCAGUAAGAAGUUUCUGGAACAGAAGUUGGGCACGGGCUGGGCUCGGGCCCAAGAAGCCACUCGGCUGACCCAGCUACCCCACUUCCAGUACCAGUCCAUCAUGAAGGAAAGACAGCAGCAGGUGCACAAGCUGGGGCCUGGCUCCUACAACUUCAAAGACUUCUUAACCCAGCUGCAGCAGAGACCACAGAGCAGGCGCGGGCUGCUCAGCUCCGGGGAGACCCGCUUCCGAGGACUCAUCGGGAACUAUUAUCCAGGCCCUGGAAACUACGGGGAGAAGGGUAACCCAUACACACGGCUGGAGGAGAACGCCUGGAACCGCUCACAUUCCGAGGGCCUUAUGUGUCGGAUGUCCAACAAGCCGCCCCCCUUAUCUCACCAGGGCAGUGGCCUGGGACCUGGGACCUACACCAUCAAAAGUGGCAUCGAGAGCUAUGUGGCACGAUCCACUGGUACUCGUGGCCCCUAUGACAUUUUCUCUGGUGAACGAAGCAAGCCUGUGCCGUAUGGACAUUAUUCCACGCAGAAAAAGAAACCCCGGGAACCAACGAGUUACAAGAGCUUCGUGGACGAACUUAGCUCAGCUCACAACAAGAAACGUGGGGUUUUUUCAAAAUAUCCCCGAGAACCGAAAAAUCCCACAGAGAGAAUUUUUUGGACUACCCUUAGUCAGUACCCCAGAAAUAUGGAUAUAGCUGGCCCUGGUUCUUGGACUCCUCAUGAGACGGAACAGAAACACGUCAAUCGGCCACCAUUCCUCCUGGCCUCCAAGCGCUCAGGCAAUAAGGCCUACCAGAUGAUUAUGGGAAGCUGGAACCCAGUUGGGGUAGGCCGCUACCUCAACACCACGCUAAUGGAGACCAAAGACAGACGGCAGCGAUACCGCUCUCUGUUCCUGAACGGAUCCAAGCGCUACCUGCAAGACCUAAGCCGAGACCAACUCAUGCAGGAACGGAUUACACCUUUUACAAAGGGCAAAUGCCCUCCAACUGUGGAUUACAAUUCAGAUCCUGUCCCUUAAAGUCACUCGCCGAGGACAGCCUGAUGCGACCAGAGGGCCCAGGGCCUGAAGAGAAAUCUCGGGAUGGGAGGAUGGGAAAGGAAGCAGGGGUCUCGGAGAAUGCCUGGGAGAGGGGAGAGACCAGGAGGGUCACCUUUGCGGCAGCCCUGUGGCCAAAAGUCACAAAGUCUGCUGGGACAGUGGGGGGCCAGGUAUCUUGUUACAAGAGAUCCAUUGUCCUGAGCAUUCCAGUCAGCUGGUGACAUGAAUUUGGGAGCCAGACAGUAGGUGGGGGGAAGAGGGGCAUGUGGGUGACUCCCUGGAAACCUUCCAUUAUUAAGCCAGAGCGUGGGUACCCAGCUCAUUGUUGUCCCAGAGGAGGUGGGAGCGGAACAUUUGCCACGCAGCAGUCUAGGCCCCUGCAGGAACACCCCACCUCCAUGCUAGGAUGCUUCGGGAAGCUCAACAGGGCUUCCUGCAAGGAGGAGACUGCAGACCUCCAGGCAGUGUCCGGCAACUGAAAGAGCCUCUGCACCCCAGAGUCAGCACUGUGGGCA